AAUGUGGUUGACUCUUAAAUGCACUUUGAACAAUAGCAAUUAGAGAUGGGCAAUAAAUGCUGGCCUAACUAGCGACGCCCACAUCCCAUGAAUGAAUAAAAAACACGAUUGAGAAAAAGGGAAAUUGCAUUAAUUGUUAAGGGGAAGAGAUAAACCCUGUUCUUAUAAACUUCCUGAAAAAGCAGCUAGCGACUUGGUGAUCACUGAGUGAGGGAAGCUUUGCUGCUGUGAACAAGACUGUACUUUAGACCUUAACUCCGAGUUUCUGCUUGGAUCCGCAAGCUGUUUUCUCCUCCAGACAGUAACUGAGAAACCACAGAUCGCAACCAGGAGCACAGCCAAAUCUCUUAAAAAGUGAGUUUUACAGUGACAUGAUAUCUCACCGCUCCUAGGGCAAGGAAGCACUCUAGACAAGUUGGCACAGCAUCAGAUACAAGACAAAACCCCAGAGAGUUGGGGCCAGACAGCAGCAAGAGCACAGAAGAGUAACGACACCCCAGAAAGACACGACAGCGCAGGAACAACGAGGCACCAUUUGGGAGUACAAGCUAUUGCUCGGGCUGCAGUGAGAAGGGGCUCUGUACAGGCCUCCGGCAUAAAGUGUCAAGACGCAGAUCUGGACUCAGCGGAAGACACUUCGGCCUUAUCCUCACCGUCAGGGGAGCAUCCAAAAUGGAGGUGCCCAAGAUGAAGACGACCCCCAACAAUCGGCUGCUUCAUUUAACGGCAAAGAUACGGAUGGCCAACCGGAUGCUGCGAGGCAAGUGCAACCGGAAGGCAGCACCCACUCGCUCAACGAUAGGUUAUUUUGCGGCCGCCAAUUGCCACCCUCCCUUGAAGAGAAAGGGCACCAUCAGGAAGCUUCAUGGCAAGAAGAAGCCCCUGCCACUCCGAAGCAAGUCGUGGUGGUCGACUGACACGGAGACGAAAGCCAAAUACCUCCUGUUUCUGCUGUGCUUGAUUGUGGGUUUCCAAGUCUACAAUGCCUAUGAGAAUCUGGACGACAACCUCCUGAUCUACGACAUUGACCAGCUCGAGAAGACUCUGCACCGGGAGCUUCUAGGUCAGACUCUGGCACUGAAUAAGCUUACCAAGCUGCUGAGGAACUACUUUGCCACAUUUGUUCACGAGAAGCCCUUGUUCUUGUCCAUCAAUGGCCCGGCUGGAGUUGGCAAGAGCCAUUUGGGGAGACUGAUUGCCAAGCACUUCAAGUUCCAACUCGGGCCUCAGCUUGUCCUCCAGCACUCCGUGCGGUACCAGCAGCUGGUGGGCCAUUCUGAUCAUCGCUCUGAGCUGGCCGCCAGGAUCUCGGCCAUCUUUUCCGAAGCCCUUCGGACCCAGCGGAUCCCAGUCCUCCUCUUCGACGAGAUGGAGCUGGCGCCGGCAGAGCUCCUGAGCUACGUCAGAGACCUCCUGCACUCAGAGCACACCAGCGCCGUCUACAUCUUCGUCAGCAAGCUCGGCCAGGAGUGGAUCAUGCAGUCGCUCCGUCACAGCCUAGUACACAAGGCCACGCGCCGCGUGGCGAAGCUCAGCAGGGAGCUGGCGCAGCUGUUUGCCUGGCGGCACCCCGUGUGGCAGGUGCCGGAAAUCAUCCCGCUCUGCCCGCUGGAGAGGGCCCAUGUGGUGCAGUGCUUCCACCAGCUGAUGGACCAGGAGGGCCUCUUCCCCCGUGAGCGGCAGGUGGAGACGAUGGCCAACAGAAUGAACUACUACAGAGCCAAGCAAAAACUGUACGCUCAGCAGGGCUGCAAACGGGUCCUCUCCAUGGUGAAGCAGCUUACAGAGCAAAAGCGACUGGAGGACUUAAAAAAUGAAAAGGUCCUUCAACGCCACAAGCAUCAUGGAGUUUAUUCAGAGGAGAUACUCUCCAUAUUCAACCACCCCUUAAUGCAUUACUGAAUUCUGGCUGGCAACAAAGUGCAGUUCGAGGACAAACCACCUAAGGGCUGACAUCAUAUUGUCUUUUGCAAUCUUCCUCAUCCCUUCAUUUCUUCCUCCAUUUGGACAUUGCGAGACAUUCUAUGGUUCAGAUGACCACUGCCUUGGAAGUUCCAGCCCAAAACACAUGCACAUACACUCCAGAAUUAUUAUCAAAUAGAAAACUAUUGGGCAACUCUAUGAUUUUGCAAAUUGCUACAAGGGCGUUGUCUAAAUCUCUGCCCCACCCGAUCCCAGAGUGGGGAAAGGACAGUGUCUGACCCAGUGUCCCACCCAGCCCCAGGGGGGGAAAGGACAGUGUCUGACCCACUGCCUCACCCAGUCCCAGAGGGGGAAAGGACAGUGUCUGACCCACUGUCUCACCCAGUUCCAGAGGGGGAAAGGACAGUGUCUGACCCACUGUCCCACCCAGUCCCAGUGGAGCAAAGGACAGUGUCUGACCCACUGUCUCAUCCAGUCCCAGUGGGGGAAAGGACAUCCUGAUCCACUGCAUUAAUAAUAAUAUCUUAAUAAAAUGGAUGUUUCCAAAUUCUC
Molecule: messenger RNA, 2475 nt
Organism: Carcharodon carcharias (great white shark)
Lineage: Eukaryota; Metazoa; Chordata; Chondrichthyes; Lamniformes; Lamnidae
Product: torsin-4A-B-like
Exons: 2
Coding region: 673-1902 (409 amino acids)
Cellular component (GO): nuclear envelope; endoplasmic reticulum lumen
Molecular function (GO): ATP hydrolysis activity; ATP binding
Source: RefSeq, a predicted model, not a curated record